AUGUCUUGGACGACACCUGCUAUCAUUGAUAUCUCUACACCUUCCUCUCUAUUCCCACUAACCCAUCUUAAAAAAUGUACUGAAACUGAUACUGCCUCGACCCCGUCUACCCUUCCCUGGGAAGUACUCUUACUGAUCCGCUCUAUACUGACCGAAAACUCACAAAUGGGAUCCGGCGCUAAACUCGUUCAAUGUUCAAGAUCAUUCUACGAUAUCUUCAUACCUGUAUUGAGGUACGAUAAGUUGAUUCUGAGAGGUGGAAGAAGAGGUAAUGGUGUUUUUGAGGGGUUAAUGGGUCGUAAGUGUUAUUUAUCGUCAUCGUUAUCGGUUGACUCUAGAUUCGUCAACUUCACUCUCAUUUAUCUAGCAUUGAUUUUGAUUUACAAAUUCUCAGUGCGUUCAAAUGAGCAUCAUGCAUUCAGUAAAUAUCUCUUUCCUACAUCUUCAACGCAUUUUCGUAAAUUAUCAUUACUUCAGCAGUGUACUCAUUUGACAAUUCAUGAUCUUCCAUCUGCAAUAUCAAUCAUAUCAGCCCAAGAGGCUAUCGGCGAAGCGACUACAUUGUUAUUUCCAAAUAUUCAACAAAUCACCUUUGGAAGUGAAUUGAUUUUAUCACUGGCAUUAGAAUUAGAUAUUAGUGGAAUUGAAAGGAUACAUAUGUUAUCACAAAUCAUUAAACCGAAAGAUAUCUGCAUGUGGUUCCCAUCUCCUUCAUCUCGACCCUUACCCAUACCUUCAGCCGAUUACCCUUACCAAGAUCAACAAGAUCGUCCAAUGGAAGUGAACCACUUUAUCGAUAUCGAUGACAUGAAUUAUCCAUCUUCAGAACAUCAUACAAAUAGGAGUGGCAUUAGCAAUGAACCAGAAUUUCGCGCGAAUAUCGAUGAGUAUCCAUUUUAUGAGUUGAUCAACUAUGACGCAGCAUUACUAUAUAAUAAGUCGAGAAGUUUACAAACAUUCUUAUCUUCCUUCUUGAACACCAACAACAUCACUAACAAGGAUAAUAUUGACGAUGACGCCAAUGGAAUUGAGAACAUUAUAAUACACAAUAUAACUUUUCAAAGUAUACCUUCUAUCUCACACUCAUCUUCUUCUUCAUCGUUCAUCAAAGCAUAUAGGUUAUUUUUCGCUGAUCAUUGUUCGUGUUGGAAGUACGAUGAUUAUCCAUUCUGGGAGAAUCUAAUGGUCGAUUCUGAAUCAUUAUAUCGAGCAGUCACGAUCGUUGAAUCAUUACCUUGGAAAUCGCCCAUCAAUAAUAUGAAGUAUAUUUUCGUCAAUGCUGAGUUAAAUUACCUGGAAGAUCAAGCCACGUCUCUUCAAAGUGAAGACGAGUUUUUGGCCUCCGAAAAAGAGGAUGGUAAAGUGGAGAGAUUAGUACGAGGGAUGAUAACAUCUCAAGGUUGGUCAGCAGAAGCUAUAGAGGCAUUGACAUUCACUAGGCAAGAUCGAGUGGAACCUUGUAUAUGUUGCGAAGGGAAGUAA
Kwoniella shivajii is the source of this 1482-nucleotide messenger RNA. RefSeq lists its product as uncharacterized. NCBI's taxonomy places the organism in Eukaryota, Fungi, Basidiomycota, Tremellomycetes, Tremellales, Cryptococcaceae. Bases 1 to 1482 code for a protein of 493 amino acids. The record is from RefSeq and is a predicted model, not a curated record. The transcript has a single exon.